This is a messenger RNA of Pygocentrus nattereri (red-bellied piranha), 4862 nucleotides long. RefSeq names its product SERTA domain containing 4 (gene sertad4). The transcript is spliced from 4 exons. Bases 354 to 1277 code for a protein of 307 amino acids. Gene Ontology annotation, cellular component: nucleus. Lineage: Eukaryota; Metazoa; Chordata; Actinopteri; Characiformes; Serrasalmidae. The record is from RefSeq and is a predicted model, not a curated record.
ACACACACACACACACACACUCUCAGACUGAGCACUGACUGACCGUCUUUCGCGCGCACCUGAGAAACACAGCGCGCGGGAUCACCCCCUCGAGAGCUCCACUCGCACACAUUCUCACACAGCGCACGCACAGGCGCGCUCUCACACCCUCGCGCGCAUUCACGCGCGGGUUGCAUCAUCACUCAGCAGGCAGCAAAAUGGUCGCGGACGGGGAGAUCAAGCCGUGCUCGUUCGCGCGAGGCUGGACUGCGUCGUCACCGUAGGCGCGUGGAAGUGUUUGUGUGCUCGUGCAGGAUUUUGUUUACGGCGCUGCAGACAGAACACCUCCCUGCACGUUCCAGAGAGAAGAAGCGAUGACCCUGGUGUUGUCCAUGAACCCCUUCUGUGAUCAUGAGGCUGAAGCCCCGCCCCCAAUCUACCAGCCAAUCUGGGAGUCGGAACACUGCAGCAAGAGCUGUGUCUCCACCCCCACGCCAACAGGGGGCGACGCCCAGGAGCUCAUGGACGAGCCGCCCUGUAGGCGUGUCCCGGAUCCUGUGACCAUGUCCCGGAUCGCUUAUUUUAAGAGGAAAUACGUGGAGGACGAUGAUCUCCCGCUUAGCUUCAGGAGUUACUGCCACACUGUGUCCCCAGUGUUGGAGGAGCACGCUCACGUCCUUCGUCUCUCUCUGGAGAAGAUGCGCUUCAUCGACGACCCUGAGGCGUUCCUGCGGCGCUCCGUCCUCAUAAACAACCUCCUGCGGCGCCUGCGGACGGAAAUCCUGCUCCAGAGGGACUGGCGUUUCCCACCGGGACCUGUCGGCAUGGCGACCGCAUCCCCGGUCCACCCUCAUCCGUCUGCCAGCGUCCCGGCAAACCCGAACCGCAAGAGGCUGCGCGUCCUGAGGGCUGAGGAGGCCGAGUGCGUUCCGGCGUGCUGCUGUUUGUACACAGCUGGACAGUACCUUCAGCUGCCACUGUGCGUUUACGAGGGCGCGAAUUCUAGCCUUCAGCCUUCGUCGUCGUCGUCCUCAUCGUCGUCGUCCUCAUCCUCCUCCUCCAGUGAGCUUUUGGAGGAUGAGCAGGACAGUGACGGAGACGAAGGCCUGGACUCCCUCUGUCCGGGUCUGGACCUUUGCGAAGCUUCGUUUAGGGCAAAGAAGGAGAGAGAGAGGGCCAGGACGCGGGUCAGGGUCAGAGAGGAAGAGGACGGAGCGAGAGGAAGUGAAGUGUACCUUCACUGCUCCCCGCUGGGGCCUAAUUUAAAAAAGACGAGAGUUAGAAAUAACGUGGCGUGAUGAAAAGGUGCGCACUGCAAAAAAAAAUGACCCCCUGGCAAGUGGCAUUAAUUUUUAUUGGCAGAUAAACAAACAAACCAAAAAUAAACAAAUAAACGCUUGAGGGGAUAAAAGUGGUCUGGGGUGAAUAUUUCAUUGCUGUUGUAUUUCCAAAAUGGUAACUUUACAGGAAAAAUGCUCCUAGAUUUUAUUGGAAGUUGAUAUAAUGAGAUUUUAGUCUAAAUCAUUUGGGAUCAUUUCACAUAAAGCGAGGGGAAGCUGGAGUUUUCAAGUCCUGUUAAAAAAAUAAAAAUAUAUGCGAGGUUUUGUUCUGGCAGGCACGAUGUGGACCGCUCUGCAGUCCCACAGUAAAAUAAAACUGUUUACUAAAGCAGUGAAGCAUUCAGACCUUACACCCUUACAUUAAUGAUGUUCUGAUGUAUUUAAACCCAAGGAAUGAAUAGAGAUAGAGAUAAGCUAAAUAUAUACACAGUCAUCAUUUAUACUGUACUUUCUACAGACCCCUAAAUUUACACUUGUGAAAAUAAUACAUUUUUUAUUUUGCUUUUAAAAAAGUGAAGGUGAAUCAUCAUUUUAUAAUUCAUAAAAUCAUAAUUUUAAUUAAAAAAAUCUACUUUAAAAAUGAAAAAAAAAAAUUACUGUCACACUUUUUAAUGUGGGUGGGGCCUUAUUUUGGCCACGCCUCUGCAUUUUAGAGCCCUCAUGGCCACAUGGUGAGCAGUUAGAUCCCAUUGCUUUGAAGUAAAGGUGGCCCAAAGUCUGAAAAUCAGUGUGGAACAUUAAAAGUAAUUAGGUAAAUUUUAGGUAAACAUUUUUCACAAUGAUUUCUGUGUGAACAGCUGUUCAAAGCUGUGUUUGCCGGUCAUGUACUGGCUGCGUUUUUGAGUUCAACGUGGCUAAAAUUGUCACUACCGAAACAUUUGGAAUUUGGUAAAGUUUGGUUAUGAUUGUUUUGCAAGUGACAACAUGGAUUGUUCAGUCAUUAAUUUUAUAAAAUGUACAUAAUUAGGCAAAAAGGGUCACUCAGAGCAAAAGGAUUUUAGUCUAAAGUCCAAGAUCAGUUAAAUAAACAGAUGUUUAGAUGUUGUGAAGCUUGUAACGGACAUCAACACAGAGCUUGUAUAUAUCAGUUUUACAGCGACUCUCUCAGUAAAGAGCUCUGCUGCCGCUGCUUUGCAUUCCUAACAACCAACCGAAACCUGCUUACGGCUAGUAAGAACUUCCAGAGUUCAUGCACCAAGUGUGAUGCUUAUUAAAUAAAAAUGAGCCAAACCUUACAGACGUUUCUCAGAAGAGAUUAGGCCUCUGGGAGUUCCCCACUUAAACUCGUCGCUAAAUUUGAGACGCUUCACUUGCUGAGGAGGGAUUUUUUUGCAGUGUAAGUUCGGCCGCCAACCUGCCACCAGUCAGAUCCAGCACUGGUCUGCGCUCGGAAAGCUUAAAGCGAGAGAAAGAGGGAGGGAAAACCAGAGGGCGAGAGAGAGGGAGAUGACCCCAAUGGAUGUUGCGAAAAUGGGACAACAGGGGGUGCUCGAUUGGACUCAGUUGGCGAGGAAAUAGCAAUCACCUGGUUGCUAUGGAAACAGGUUGGACAUGUUGCUCUGGAAUGAACCGACAAUGGCUGGACAGACCAACCGUGGCUGACCAUUAGACAAGAAAAGGACUGGUCUCCCAGUGACCGAAAAUGCAGUCCACGUGUUUAUCGUACAGGGUGUGACCUCUAGUCGUUUAAUGACUUCAGUCCGAUCUUUUAUUCCUCUGCGGGACUUUAAACGAACGUGUACAUGAAAAUGGAAAGUUUUAUUACAAAGAGCCGUUACUGAACUAAAGGAAUAGUUUGACGAAAAAACUGUCGAUUCUCACCCCCCCCCCCCCUUACAAACUUGGCUAAGGUUUAGUUAGUGAGCUACACACUAAAAAAACAUGGUUCUCCGAAGGUUCUUUAGUAAAGGCAAAGACUCUAGAACCAUUGACUCCAUGGAAAAUCACUGCAUGCUUAAAUGACCAUUUUACCAGUUGUGGGCUGGAGGUUAGGGAACCAGCCUUGUGACCAGGAGGUCACCAGUUCGAUCCCCAGAUCCAACAAUACAAGACUGAGGUGUUCUUGAGCAAGACACCUAACCCCCAACUCCUCCAAGUCCUUCAGGCUUGGAGAUGAAGUUAUGGCACUGGCGAAGUUGUUGGAGCCAAUUUGAGGUCAUACAUUUUACGUUUUAUUUGCUUUCCAGUUUUGUCCAGAGUAGCUGAUCUGCAUGUUGUGGAAGAACACGAGCACAUAUCUGUAGUGGUUGGUUAGUGUAGUGGUUAACACCUCUGCCUUCUACACUGUAGUCUGGGGUUCAAUCCUCCACCUGGGUAAACACCCUACACUACACCAAUAAGAGUCCUUGGGCAAGACUCCUAACACCACCUUGGCCUCCCUGUGUAAAAUGACCAAAUUGUAAGUCGCCCUGGAUAAGAGCAUGAUAAGAACAUGAAUGUGAGCAAACCUGAAUGUUGCUCUGUGAACUUCAGCGAAAUUUCGGAAUCGAUGCUUGAUGCCUGGAAUUGGAGAAUCGACUCUUUUUGGGACUGUAGGGAGUAGAUAUUCCCUAUUAACUUCUAGCUUAUAUUGAAAGUAGGGGGCAAAAACUGGACUUCGAUAUGAUGGCAACUGCGUCUACAUGUGCCAUACAGUGUCAGGAACCCCGUAAGGGCAAUAUAUUGGUCAUUUUUUUGGUCAAACUAUUCCUUUAAUAUAGGACGAAAUUCACAGCACAUUUACAGAUACCUGGUUUCUCUGUGGAAACGACCAAAUGGUGCCUUAUUUUCUUAUUUUUUAAAUGUAUAUACAGUUCACGGCCGUGUUUGUGAGUACAUAUUGUUGAGAAACUGUACCAUGAUGUUCAUGCCAAGACAAGGCCCUGCUGGGGGGUCUGCUGAUAUCUGUGAAAUAAUGAUGUAGCAUGAUGAAGGAGCUCGUGUUGCGAAGAUGAAACCAUAAAAACUUCUCCUCGGUGUACCACAUCCACACAGAAUCUAUGAAAAGCAGAGGCUUGAAGUAAGAAAGACUGAUCUGAGAGCGAAGUAAGGAUAUUUCAGUUGAUAUUUAGUCUAUUGAGUAAAUAGAUGUGAUAGAUGGCAAAAUUCAUCCCAUGAGGACAAUUUCAGGUUUUUACAAUUUCGAGACAUUUUCAGUUGCAAAAGUUUGAUGUUUGCAGUGUAAACUUAUGACAGCCUGAACCUCGUCUGCACUCAGGAUCAGAAUCAGUCUGCACUCGGUUUAGUACGUAAACAAUGAAAACGGUCUGCACUAAAUGAACCUAAUCCCGUUCAGCACCAUGUCAGUUGAAUAUUGAGGACUUUAAGCAUUGGUGGUUGUAGAGACGGUCACGGCGAUAAGAAAUUGUGGCAAUUACUUUUACUGAAGUACUAUAUAUGGCCAUAAAUGUAGUGGUGGACAAAAUACACAAACUAUGUACUUCAGUUAAAGUCGAGACCCCCAAGGUAAAAUAUUCCUCCAGUAAAAGUAGAAGUUCCUCUCUUUAGACCUUCACUGGAGUAAAAGUACUAAAGUAUUUCCCUUCAAAUGUACUUAAGUAUAAA